AUGUCCUUCCAACGAAAGCAGGAGAAGGACUUUACCCCAGAGGUCAAGGCCCUCACCCCCGAGGUCGAGCAGGUCGCCAAGGCUGGUAACCUCACCGAGGCCAUCGACAAGAUCUCGGCGCUUGAGAAGCAGACUCGCAAUGCGUCCGACAUGCCAUCGACCGCGGCGCUCUUGACGCUGCUUGCCCGUCUGUGCUGGGAGGCAGGAGACCUUGACGCGCUCAACACCCAGCUCACCCUCAUGUCCAAGAAGCACGGCCAGCUCAAGGAGGCCGUCGUGCGCAUGGUCGACGAGGCUACCCCUUGGCUCGAUGCUCUCAAGCAGAAGAAGGAGGCUGGCGCGUACAAUGGCACCCAGGACCGUUGGCUGGAGCUCCUCACCACCAUCCGCGACAUUACCGAGGGCAAGAUUUACCUCGAGCUCCAGCGUGCGCGCCUCACCGUCCAGCUCGCCGAGUACCACGAGCGUCUGGCGCAGACUGCUCCCAAGGCCGACCCCAGUGCCAAGAAGCCCGAGGUCGCCGAGUCGAGCACCGCCGCCACUGCCGACAAGGACGAGACCAAGAAGAAGGAGCCCGUGACUGCCGAGGACCACCUCGACACUGCCGCCGACCUCAUGAGCGAGAUUCAGAUCGAGACGUACAGCUCUAUGGACAAGCGCGAGAAGACCGAGUUCAUUCUUGAGCAGAUGCGCCUCGAGUCGCUGCGCGGCAACUGGCCGCGCGUGCGCGUGGGCUCGCGCAAGAUCAACCGCGUCUUCCUGAAGGAGAAGGAGAGCGCCGACCUCAAGCUGCGGUACUACGACCUCAUUGUCCAGCUUGCGCUCCAGGAGGACCUGUACCUCGAGGUGUGCAGCGCGUACCAGGAGGUGUGGGACACUGAGGAGGUCAAGACGGACGAGGCGAGGGAACUGAACGUCAUUGAGAACAUUAUCAUGUACGUUGUCCUCGCGGCAUACAGCAACGAGCAGAGCGACAUGCUGCACAAGCUGUACGCCAACAACGACCUGCAAAAGGCGCCCCUCCACUACGAGCUCCUCAAGUGCUUUGUCACCAAGGAGCUCAUGCGCUGGCCCGGUAUUGAGAGCCUGUACGGCCCCACGCUGCGCCAGUCGCCCGUGUUCGCUCCCGACUCGACGCUGGGUGUCAAGUCGGCCAAGACCCUCGCCAACGCCAUCGGCGUCGACAAGGUCGCCGGCCCCCCCGGUGUCGGCCGUUGGGAGGCCCUGCACAAGCGUGUUGUCGAGCACAACAUUCGCGUCAUUGCCGCCUACUACUCCCGCAUCACCCUCACCCGCCUCACCGAGCUCCUCGACCUGCCGGCCCUCACCACCGAGCGCACGCUGUGCAAGCUCGUGACUGACAAGACCGUGUACGCGCGCAUCGACCGUCCGGCAGGUAUUGUCAACUUCCAGCGUCCCCGCCGUAGCAACGAGGUGCUGGAUGUGUGGAGCGCGGAUAUUGGCAAGAUGCUGUCCCUGGUCGAGAAGACGAGCCACCUCGUCUCCAAGGAGUAUGCCAUGCAGGAGGCGUCCCAGGCGGGACGUAAGAAGGUCAAGGCGUAG
Apiotrichum porosum is the source of this 1563-nucleotide messenger RNA. RefSeq lists its product as uncharacterized. The record is from RefSeq and is a predicted model, not a curated record. The transcript has 4 exons. Bases 1 to 1563 code for a protein of 520 amino acids. NCBI's taxonomy places the organism in Eukaryota, Fungi, Basidiomycota, Tremellomycetes, Trichosporonales, Trichosporonaceae. Gene Ontology annotation, cellular component: cytoplasm; proteasome regulatory particle, lid subcomplex; nuclear proteasome complex.